Oreochromis niloticus (Nile tilapia) is the source of this 3828-nucleotide messenger RNA. It is a transcript of the gene whamm, whose product is annotated as WASP homolog associated with actin, golgi membranes and microtubules. The record is from RefSeq and is a predicted model, not a curated record. Gene Ontology annotation, molecular function: Arp2/3 complex binding; actin binding. NCBI's taxonomy places the organism in Eukaryota, Metazoa, Chordata, Actinopteri, Cichliformes, Cichlidae. The transcript has 14 exons. Gene Ontology annotation, biological process: endoplasmic reticulum to Golgi vesicle-mediated transport; Arp2/3 complex-mediated actin nucleation. Bases 127 to 2676 code for a protein of 849 amino acids. Gene Ontology annotation, cellular component: endoplasmic reticulum-Golgi intermediate compartment membrane; cytoplasm.
ACCGUUAGCUCAUAUUGACCGAUAACUUCCGGGGCUGUUGAACGCAACUGACGUCAGACAAAUGGCGGACGUUGUAAACAGAGCCAGCAGCUUCUCGGGGGCCAGAGUGAAACAUCUCUUUUUAAGAUGAACAGCAUAGAGUGUGAGCGACUAGACAGUCUGGAGGGGUGGGUGGCCGUUAAAAGCAACAUAUUUGAGGAAGAUGAGGCGUUUAAACUGGGCUUCAUCGUACAGUGGAACGUCAUCGAGUGCAAGUUCGCCGUCACCUGCCACAACCGGACGUUACAGCGGCAGAAGCGCAAAUCCGAGCCUGCCGCCGACGACCCUCAGAUGAGCUGGGCAGGACUCUUCUCCGUCAGCGAUCUGAAGCACGUCCACCAGCAGUUCACCUGCGUGGCCGACGUCCUGGGAGGCUGCUUCCCGGAUUUGACGGAGUUUGAAGAGGGUAACAUUUGGGACUUGCUUUUCCUGAGUAGGAGAUCAGGUCCAGACAAUGACGACGAGAGGGACUAUGACACCCCGUGUAGGAAACUCGAGAAGUAUUUCAGCACCGCUAUUGACCUCUGCGGACGGAAGAUUGUUCUCGACACCUUGUUCGCACAGGAUGACCGAGAUGUUGAGGAGUACUUUGAGAAUUUACAGGAGUUCAAAAAGAAGAGCUUGCAGGAGGAGAUGUCAAGGGCCAAGGGUCACCUGAGACAGUGGUCAACAUCGGAGAACCGGGUCCAAGAAUCCCUGUGGUGUUCAACCACCAACCUCAUCUUGAAGUGUCUUCACAAGUCUACCUUCAGCCCACCCAAGUUGUAUUCUGAAAGGCCUAGUUAUCGACUCUUAUGUUACUGUGGGCUCAGGCUGCUACAAAGUCACAGCGGUGCUGACAGGAUGGUCGUGCUGCUCAGCAUCUAUGAGGAAGAAGACGAGGCCUACCAGGACCUGGCGACUGUCGCCACAACUUUCUUCCAGUACCUGCUGCAGCCUUUCAGGGACAUGAGAGAGCUGGCCUGCCUUUACAAGAUGGACAUCCUUAAGUCUUUGGAGUUUGAGGAAUUGGGUCCUAAGAGAAUUGCAGCUCUGGAAAAGGAGGCGGAGGAGUGGAGAAAGAAAGCAGAGGAUGCAGUCGCCUCGAUUCAGGACAUCACUGUCACCUACUUUGCACAGACUUCAAAGGCUCUGGCUGGUAUGGUGAAACAGAUGGAAGAGGAUAAGUGUCGUUUUGGACCCGCUGCCUGGGCGUCAGCGGCUCCCAGGCUGGAGAAACUCCGCUUCCUAUUGGCCAAAGAAACCCUGCAGCACAUGAGAGCCACCGAGAUGUGCCUCAGCCGCAAGAAAGACAGCAUCAAGGAGAGGCUGGAGAACCUCUCUGUGAGAGCCCAAGGCCAGAGGGCCGAUUUAAGGUCUGCGUUUGAGGACGGCCAGAAGCAGGACACUGUGGACCAGCUGGAACUGCAGUUCUACGAAACCCAGCUAGAACUCUACGACGCCAAGUUUGAAAUCCUGAAAAAUGAAGAGCAGCUCCUGGUGGCUCAGAUAGACACCCUGAGACGACAGAUUAAAGAGCUGAAGGAGGAGGUGGUGUACUAUGAUGUGUGCGAGGAUCCCGAGGAGCUGCAGAGCAUGGUCCACACAGGUAUUCAUCAAGCAGACCCUCCAGCUGUCAGUCAGCUCAAAAGACGCCUACAGACCCUGGAAACCAAGAGGGGCAACAUCUGUGCCCGCCGAGCUUACCUGCGUAACAAAAAGGAUCAGUGCACGGAUGCACAUGAGCAGAAGCACCUGGCGGCAAAACAGAGCUCCAUAGUCUUCAACCAGCAUCACCAGGUCCACCUGAAACGAGAGAAGAAGAAGGAGGAGGAGCAGAGGAGGAAAGAGUGGGUGGACAAGGAGCGGGAGAAGACUCUGAGCCGAUUACGAUCCUUCAGAGAGAGGCGACCGGGCCAGUACAUCCUGAAAGCGCCCCAGUCCAGGCCUUCGCCGUCUUCUCCAGAAAGCCUGUGCCCCUCGCAGCCGAUGUCCAUCAUCAGCCUCAGCCCCGCUCCCGCUUCUGAAGGACCCCCUCCCUCCAUCCGACCCGCACCAAGGCGCAAGAAACCAGCCAAAAAGCAGCAGCUGAAAGACAUCCCUGUCCAAAUCUACGCUGCGCCGCCUCCUCCCACGGCCAUCCCACCUCCCCCAACAGCCCCACCCCCUCCUCCUCCUCCUCCGCCACCACCACCACCACCUCCGCCACUGCUGCCUCCCCCCGAGUGUCGCCCUCAUCAGAGGAUGCCCCGAUGGAGACACGGGCUAAGAACUGGGAAGAACCAGCUCAUCAGCAGUGUAGCUUCUUCUUCUUCUUCACUUGAAUACUUUUUCUCCUUUAACUUUGGUAUUUUUGUAGGAACCAUGGACGAAGUGUUGGCUUCACUACAGCGUGGACAGAUUAAGCUUCGAAAGGUCCCCGCGGCCAGCACGCCGAGCCCCACUGGGGAUGCAAGGAGCAGUCUGAUGUCUGCCAUCCGACAGGGAGUCACCCUGAAGAAGGUGGUUCCUGCACGAGGAGAAGUCCCGAGCGGCGGAGACAACGAGCUUGAGCGCAGCAUCAAGGCCGCCAUGAUGAGGAUGAAGAAGGUAGCGGCUGAUUCGGACGAGGACGACAGAGGGGACGAAGAGGGACGCAGUGCAGACUGGGAUAGCUGAGAAUGCGUGCGCACUCGCGCCGAUGAAGCUGCUGUCUUACGUUAGCCCCGCUCCGUCUUCCUCACAGUUACGAGCUUCAGCUCAUCGUUGCCAAUUUUCCAUCCGAAAACAAGAAAAAAAAAGCUGCUUCUUUGACAAGAACAGGAUUACGCCUCCUCAGACUUCAACGUUGCAGUUUGUUGAAGUUGUUGCACAUUUAAUCCCUUUUGUGUGUGUAUGUGCGUGUGCUUUUGUUUUGUUUUUAAAGUAGCCCUGAAACGGUGUAAUACAUCCAACACUGCAACUAACCAGCGAGCGGCAGAAUCAGGACUUAGUCUCCUCUAAAACACUUUCCAAUUUUCAGAAAUCCCAGUGAGAGCGAAUGAGCCGCUUUGUUUUUAACGCUCCUCUAAUGAUUGAAUUUCUCCCAAAUCUGUGCCCGAAGGCCUUUUGUGACAGUGUCACACAGCAGGGGGGGGAGUGGGGUGGGAGUGGGGUGGGAGCUUGUGCUGCGGGCGGUGAAGACAACACUACGCAAAUUGUCGUUUCGCUCGCACCGCCCGGUCUGAUCUCAUCAUUUUGAAUGUAAUUAAAUUUGAACAAUUGUUUAUUUAACCUAACCCCAGUAAGGCUACAGCCACGCGAAGGCAGCGCUGUUAAUUAUUCACAGCCUGCGUGUCUGAAGUCUUUGUCGUUGUUUGCGUUGCAGGCCGUCUCACGCUGACCGCUAUUUUCCCCUUCUCGUGUCAGAAUUUUGGGAACGCUUUAGGAUUAAUCAAAGGGCACUUUCGAAAUGAAAUACAGAGACAAAUUGAGAAUAUUAGGCUUUAAUUUAACUAAUGGAUUAAAAAAAAGUUCCGUAAUUAAUUACACAUCCCAAUCUGUAAUCACUGUGUGAUCUAAAGAAAAGGAAAAAGGGGGAAAGGUUCCUGUUGAUUAAGGCAAAAUGACCUUUCAACCUGUGACAGCGCAUUGCUUUAGUUUGGGGGUUUUUCCCUCCUCAAUCUUUACAAGUGUUCCUUACCUGAACCUGUCAAACAGUUAAACUGUGUGAUAGCAGCAUUAAAUGCUUUACAGGAUGAAUUUAUUUCUAGUUUUAUGAGUUAAUGAUGUUUGAGACAGAUACCUGCACUGCUGUGUUUUAAUAAUAAACUAAGAGACAUCAGGUCGUCA